UCUCUUGCAUAAUAAAAUGAGCGGCUAUCUUCAUCAUUUUCCUCUCCAUCUCCAUCGGCGUCGAUGAAAUGAACCGUCUUUUCUAGGGUUUUCUAGGGUUUCCAUUUUCCAUUCAUCACCGAGUGACUCGAAUUAUCCACCGCUCCCUCUCCGCAUCUUCAUGGAAGAUUGGCAGGAGCUCGGCCAGGCCGUCUUGAUCGGCCUCAUCUUCGCUUUCCUCGUCGCCAAGCUCAUCUCCACCAUCGUCUCCUUUCGCGGAAAUCACCUCCGCAUCACCCGCGAAGAUGAUAUCCAAGAAGAAGCGGAUGCUUCGGGGGAUGGCGAUUCUGGGGUGGUUAAAGAGGAUGUUGGGGUUUCAGAGGAUGAGAGUGAUGAGGGCUGGGAGGGGAUUGAGAGCACCGAGCUCGAUGAGGCAUUCAGUGCGGCCACCGCGUUUGUGGCUGCGACGGCUGCUGAUCGGAUGGCCCCUAAGGUGUCCAGCGAUUUGCAGCUGGAGCUAUAUGGGCUUUAUAAGAUCGCCACUGAGGGGCCUUGCACUACCCCCCAGCCUUCGGCGUUCAAGGCUACUGCUCGAGCCAAGUGGAAUGCAUGGCAGAAAUUGGGUGCUAUGCCUCCUGAAGAAGCUAUGCAAAAAUACAUUAUCAUUGUGACUGAGCUAUACCCCAAUUGGGCUGGAGAUUCUAAUAUUAAAGAUAAAGAUGAAAGCACACCUGCUUCUGUUUCAAAAUCUUCUGGUAAAUCAAGCAUGGGCCCAGUUUUUAGCAGUUUUGUUCAUGAGGAAGAGUCAGAUGAUGCUUUAAAGUUAGAGCCCAUACAUGUUUCUGCUAGGGAAGGGAAAACUCAAGAGUUGCUCUCCUAUAUUGAGAAUGGAAUUUCAGUUAAUAUGAGAGACAGUGAAGGUAGGGACACCUUUACAUUGGGCUGUUGAUCGUGG
Messenger RNA from Dioscorea cayenensis subsp. rotundata (Guinea yam), 934 nucleotides. RefSeq names its product acyl-CoA-binding domain-containing protein 1-like. The coding region runs from base 161 to 928 and encodes 255 amino acids. The transcript has 5 exons. Gene Ontology annotation, molecular function: fatty-acyl-CoA binding. The record is from RefSeq and is a predicted model, not a curated record. Lineage: Eukaryota; Viridiplantae; Streptophyta; Magnoliopsida; Dioscoreales; Dioscoreaceae.